GGAAGAGGAGGAGGAGGAGGUGCAGACUGAAUGGAGGACAGCUUGCGGUGACAGAUCGAAGAGGAAUCCGACAGGCGUGUGCAACGAUGGAGCUGAUAUUGCUAUCAGGAGGUAUUCUGGUUCUCCCUGUCUUCGCCUUCAUCACCUCCUUCCUGUUCUGGCCCGGAGUCCUCCUCAAGGCCUACAACUGGUUCUGGCGUUACAGACUGGGUCUCGUGGUCCGCUACUCCCACAGCGGAAGUUACCGCUUCUGUUACUGCAGCCGCGGGACACCAGGGGGUGCCACGCCGUCGCUGCUGCUGCUGCACGGCUUCUCCGCCACCAAGGACAUGUGGCUGCCUGUCGUCAAGCACCUCCCCAAAGGCCAGCAUCUGGUGUGUGUGGACAUGCCGGGACACGAGGGGACGUGUCGCACCGGCCCCGAGGACUACAGCAUCCAGGGGCAGGUCACCCGAAUCCACCAGUUUGUGCAGAGUAUCGGUCUGGACAAAAGACCCUUCCACCUGGUCGGGACAUCGAUGGGUGGGAACGUCGCUGGAGUGUACGCUGCCCGUUACCCGGCUCAGCUGUCCGGCGUCACCUUGGUCUGUCCGGCAGGUCUGGUUUAUCCAACAGAAACUGAGUUCAUCCGUCGUCUGAGGGCGAUAGAGAACACCCAGGAGUCGAUCCCUCUGAUCCCCUCCACUCCUCAGGAGCUGGAGGACAUGUUGAAGCUCUGCUGCUACAGCCCCCUCAACCUCCCCCGACAGGUCAUGCGGGGUCUCCUUGACAACAGGAUCCCCAACAAUGAUUUCUACAAAGAAGUGUUCAUGGAGAUCGUCAGGGAGAAGUCUCGUCACUCGCUGCAGGAAAACUUGCAUCUGAUCACGUCACCUGUGCAGGUCAUCUGGGGGACGGAGGACCAGGUGGUCGACGUCUCGGGGGCGUCAGUGCUGGAGGCGGCGCUGCCAAACUGCCAGGUGGUGCUUUUGGACAAUUGUGGUCACUCUGUGGCGUUGGAGCGGCCCAGGAAGGCCGCCAAUCUCAUCAUGGACUUCCUGUCUGCACAGGAAGUCAGCUGCGAAAACACUAAGAAACUUUCCUGAAGAAAACCGUACAACCUCACUGUGGAUGUUGAAGGCGUGGAGAAUGAAGGUUAAGAUGAAGUGGUAUUAAUACUCUUUUAUAGUUUGAUAUAAGGGUUUUUACAUCUGUGAAAAUUAAAUGAAUGCACAAAAGUGGGACUGACAGUCAAAUAUUCCUUAAGUAUUCAGACACAGCACCAUGCAGGAGGCUGUAGUCUCUGUUUUAGAUGUUAAUGUUCAAUGAAAACAUUCCAUGGAAGAAUUUUGUGCAUUUCUCUUUAAGAUAAACUUUAUAUAAAUCUCUUGUGUCAUGUGAAUGGCAGUCGUUUCUUUGUGUGUGAAGUCUCCUGCUGUGAACUAACUGCACGUUCAACCUCAUAAAAGCACAUUCAGAAUUAAAAAUGUACUGUAGGUGAAUAACUGAUUCAGUAAUGUGUGCGUAUGAACAAAGUGUUUCUGGAUAACAUAAAUAAAUCUUCUGCAGAAUAAAAUAAUUGGUUAUUUG
This is a messenger RNA of Anoplopoma fimbria (sablefish), 1569 nucleotides long. RefSeq names its product monoacylglycerol lipase abhd6-A-like. The transcript has 9 exons. NCBI's taxonomy places the organism in Eukaryota, Metazoa, Chordata, Actinopteri, Perciformes, Anoplopomatidae. The record is from RefSeq and is a predicted model, not a curated record. Bases 87 to 1085 code for a protein of 332 amino acids.